AUGUCCUCAAACGAAGGAAAGGUUGCUGUUGAUUUGACCGCUGGAAUAGUCGGAAGGUGGAAAGAGACGUAUCAAUGGAUACCGAUUUUCGGAGCUUUAGCUACCGUUGCUAUGGCAUUUUCUGCUGGUGCAAACAAUCUCACAGCUCCGUUUUCAACACCAGUAGGAUCAGGAGCAUUGACUCUUUUGAAGGCCUCAAUAAUCGCUUGCCUAAUCUAUGUUCCGGGAGCUGCCUUUACAAGCAAAAGCACUGUCGAUUCUUUAUUUUCUGAUUUUCUCAAAGAAAGUCAACCAGACGCAGGAUUUUUGAUGUGGAGCCUGGUAGUUGCUCUAAUCACGGCAGCGAUCUGGCUUGCAGUUGCAACCUAUUGGGAGUUACCGGUCUCAUCUCAGCAGUCAAUACAGAGUGCCCUGUUAGGAACCAUCCUUGUCACUGAAGGUUUUGGCUACAUACCCUUAUGGAACAAGAGUGAAAAUCACAAUUUUAAUGGUGGAGGACUCCUCUGGAUAUCUCUUGAAUGGACAGUAGCUCCAUUAAUCGCCUGCCUAUGCUCCUACAUCUUCUUCAAACUCUUGAGGGCGUUUCUUCUUCGAUCAGAAGAUGCAGAGAAAAGGAUUCUCAUUUUCCUACCUAUCGACUACGGAAUAUCUACCGGACUACUUUGCCUCUUUGUCAUAUUUCAGAUCAAUGGAAACAUUAUAUUUAUCAAUACGUGGCUUGCAAUAGUUACUGUUUUGGUUGCUACACUGGUUGGAACGAUAUUGUCAUUGGUUGUGAUAGUUUCCUUGACCAUAAAGAAGUCCAAUGAUAUUCCAAAUUGUAAGUCCAAUAAGAAAAGCAGAUCGAUCGAUCAUCAAUGCAUAGAAAUUCAGGAUAAAACAAGUUCAAUAAAAGAUGACGAGAAGAACCACGAAGAUAUCGAAGAAAUGUUGAGGGAUUUUAUGCAGACGAGAGUUCUUGAGACAGUAUAUGAAGAGGAAGAGAGGAGUUGGGACUCACCGCUACCGGAUAAGAUCCAUGAUUCUCAACAGCAAAUUCAAGAUUUUCAGCAGACACAAUCAGUCACUCAGAAAAGUUCUACAGGUCAAUUAACACAAUUCAAACAGUUGCUUGAAUCUACUCCAAAUAGGUUGGUUCAAGCAAGGAACUUCCAGAGGAUUGAGAAAAGAUCAUUAACGUCGGAUGCCUCUACAUAUAUCAGAAAAUUUGCGGUUUCGAUUAUACGCCCUGUUAUAGAGUAUGACAGACGAACUCUUGUUCGACAUGCUUUAGCUGAAAAAUAUGAUGAAAUGGAAGAUUUCUUCAGCUUCCCACACCUCCUUGCUUCAUGUAUCUUCGCGUAUGUUUACUCUGUCUCUGAGGUUGCUGCCAUUGCAAGCCCAUAUGCAGCUAUCCUUGAUGUGUUUGAUCAUAGAAUUAAAUAUCUACGAAAUGGGGAAGAUGUUGAGUAUGUGCAUGUGAAAUGGUGGUUUAGAGCAAUUAGCGGACUAGUUGCCGCGAUGGGAUUUUUCCUCUGUGGAUGGCGCUUGACUCGAUGCCUAGGUGGGAAGCUAACUUACAUGAGUAACUCAAGAGGGCUGGCAUCACAGCUUUCCUCUGUGACAGCAGUGAUGAUGGUCACUAGAAUGAAUCUUCCUGCUUCAAGUAUACAUGCUUUUGUUGGAUCUCUUUUAGGAGUCGGAAUGGUCGAUGACAUUCGGAAUGUUAAUUGGAAACUUGUGCUCAAGUUCCUAGGUGGAUGGAUCCUAACAGUGAUAUUCUCUUGUGGGAUUGCUUAUGUGAUCUUCUCAGCGUCUGUACAUUCACCAGGAUAUGUAGUGCCCUGA
Messenger RNA from Populus euphratica (Euphrates poplar), 1827 nucleotides. Its product is annotated as sodium-dependent phosphate transporter 1-like. The coding region runs from base 1 to 1827 and encodes 608 amino acids. Gene Ontology annotation, molecular function: phosphate transmembrane transporter activity. Gene Ontology annotation, biological process: phosphate ion transmembrane transport. The record is from RefSeq and is a predicted model, not a curated record. Gene Ontology annotation, cellular component: membrane. The transcript is spliced from 11 exons. Lineage: Eukaryota; Viridiplantae; Streptophyta; Magnoliopsida; Malpighiales; Salicaceae.